Schistocerca nitens (vagrant locust) is the source of this 4784-nucleotide messenger RNA. RefSeq lists its product as uncharacterized. NCBI's taxonomy places the organism in Eukaryota, Metazoa, Arthropoda, Insecta, Orthoptera, Acrididae. Gene Ontology annotation, molecular function: RNA binding. The record is from RefSeq and is a predicted model, not a curated record. The coding region runs from base 150 to 4784 and encodes 1544 amino acids. The transcript is spliced from 10 exons.
UUCCACGGUUGUACUCAGAACUUCUUUGGCAAAUAUGAAUGUGUCAUAAUCUCUGAAUUGAGCUGCCAAGCAGAAGUGUCGUUUGUUUACCGCGUGUGGGAUUUUGUGAUAUGUUGUGAAAGCCUUUGUUGAUGUUAUUGUGAUUGAAAAUGACUAAAAUGAAACCAAAGAAAGUUACUACAGCAAAUCCCCCAGCAGCGUCUACCCCCCCGCCAAUAGCAAAUCUCAGCACGUUCAAUUUAUGUAAAUUAAUAAAGUUAUUAAACAGAAAAAAACUAUUCGCUGUCAAAUGGCUUCAGAGAAUAGGCAUGCUGAACAGAGAAACAGCGUGUGAUAAUUGCGGAAGGCCGAUGACACUGGUUUACCGACAGAAUUGCACCGGCUCCAGAUCUGACAAGUAUGAGUGGGAGUGCAAUAAAUGUCGAAUGUGUAGUAAGUCCCUAAGAAAUGGCACUGUUUUCCAAUCUAGUAAAUUGUCACUUCAGAAAAUUACGAUUCUGAUGUAUUUUUGGGCACAUGAUUUUCCACCAUGCGUUGCUCAGAGAGAACUUUCGAUUGCUGUACGGACUGUUAAUAAGUGGUAUCUAUUGUGUCAGGAGGCCUGCAUGGAUGCGCUCAUCAGAAAUACUUCUAAGCUUGGAGGAGAAGGACGCAACCUAGAAGUUGUAGAGGGCAAACUUGGGAAGAGGGCAGUAGAUAAUUACAGGACGCCAGCAGAGCACCCUGUCAUUGGCGUUAUUGAUGUUGACAAUGGUAGCUGCUUUUUGCAGGUGGUGAUAGGUAACACAAAGGCUACACUGAUAACUUUGCUGAAAGAGAGAAUUGCAAAUGGGACUACACUUCACUCAAAAAGCUGGAGGCUUCGUGAAUGCUAUAGUGAUGAUAAAUUCUGUAAAGUUGUCAAGAAUCACAAACUUACUCUCAGUAAUGAAGAAGGAAACACCUUUCAAAAACUUCAUGCUAAAGUGUGUAAAUCAGGAGAUAAUGUGGGCACAGAGUUGUCAUUUGAUCCAUUAUUGUGCGCUGCCAUUUACAAGAAUGCCAUGAAAAAUGAAGAAUUUUUCUUUGUGAAAUUUCUCGGAGAACUAGGAACCCUAUAUCGUGAUGGCAUUCGAUAUGAGAUGAUGAGCCAGUUGGAGCAUACUGAUUCGGAUCCUGGCACAUCCAGUCAGCAGAGAGAGGCUGUAAAUGUCUCUGAGAACAUGGAAUGGACAUCAACUGUUGGUUCCCCUUGCUUUAGAUGUCGAUCUAAACAAUACACUAAUUCAGAAGUACAGGCUACCGCCUCAGACGAGAGCACUGUCUGUGAGGAGACUGACGAGGCUCGAAACGUCUCCGUUUCGCAGCAAAAUGUCCGCAGGUCGGGUUGUCUUCCCGAAGGAAAUAGUUCCACAACAGAUGAUAUUAUUAUGUUGGAGGACACCUGUAAGUCAGUAAGUAGCAUUGUGUUAGAUCAGUCUGCUGAUGGGCCAGAGUACAUUUGUCACUUGGGAGACAGUGUUUGUGACUUUCUGGACACAGUGGAACUCGAGACAGUGGCAGAUCACAGUGGCUUGGAGAGAAGUGCAACCACUUCAGGUCUCGUUUCUGAAGGUGUCUGUGCUGAAGAAAAUGUGCUACUCACAUUAGAGGAUCACAACCAGAUGCCGAAUAGUAGUGUGAGAGAGAAGAGUAAGCAAGUUUCAAAGCAGUCUUCCGAAGUGGUGAACUGCACAGCAAACAAUGUGGUCUUACUGGAGGGGGACGGUAACCUACAAAAUGACGUACCAGUGGAAGAAGACGGGUGCAUGUCGGAAAGUCACGAUCUGAUAGAUAUUGGAGGAGAUGAGCCGAAUGAGAUCCGCACAGAUGCAGACGUGGAGGAUGACCGAGAACCAGAAGCGAACACAAAUGUAGAACAUAUUAAUGAAAUAGACAUCAGUACGGAGGAGCAGAAAGAUGUGUGUGAUAAGGUAAAUGAGGGACAAACAGUUGAGACAAGUGUCGACGAAGGACAUGGGUUGCACGAUGAGGAUUCAGAUACUGACACGUACGAGCAAAACGACGCAAACACAGGCACGAAUGUGACUGCCAACAGACAAUCUCGUAUAGUUUUUAAAAUUAGAGCGACGAAAAAGGUAGUUCCUUUAAAAAUGGUUCUGCCUGCCGGAUGGAGCACAGAUGUGGAUUCUGAUGUAAAUGGUGAUGGUGUUGGUGAUGAUGAAGAUAUUGCAAAUGCAGAUGAGAAGAGAGAAGCAGAUUCUGAUCUUGUAAAUAUUGAUGAUGCAGAUGAAAAUUCAAAUGAGUGCACAGGUAAAGGCAGUAAAGCAAAUGCAACUGCAGCCAAGAGGAGAGAAACAGAUUCUGAUCUGGCAAAUAUUGAUGAUGUAGAGGAUAAUUCAGAUGAGUGCGCUGUUGAAGGCAGUAAAACAAAUGCGUCUCCAGACAGAAAGAGGGAUGCAACUUCUGGCCCAGUAAAAAAUGUUAACCCAGAAAUUAAAGCGAGUGAGCGAACAGUAAAAGGCAGUAAAACAAAUGUGACUCCUACUAGGAAAAGAGAAGCAGCCUCUGAUCUGGUAAAUAUUGACACUGUAGAAGAUAAUGCUGAUGGACACACAGUAAAACGCAGUAAAACAAAUGAAACUGCCAGUAGGAGGAAGGAUGCAACACCUGAUCUGGUAAAUAUUGAUGAUGCAGGAGAUAAAGCAAAUGAAAGCACAGUAAAACUCAGUAAAACAAUUGCAGGUAAGAAGAGAGAUUCAGCCUCUGACGUGAUCGAUACUGACGAUACAGAAGGUAAUGCAAAUGAAAGCACAGUAAAACGUAGUAAAAGAGCUGCUGGUAACAAGAGAGAUUCAACCUCCAAUCUGGUGGAUAUAGAUGAUGCAGAAGUUGAUGCAAAUGAAAGCACAGUAAAAUGCGGUAAAACAACUGUGGCUAAGAAGAGAGAUUCAGCUUCUGACCUUGUGGAUAUUGACGAUGUGCAAGAUAAUUCAAAUGAAAGCACAGUAAAAUCCAGUAAAACAGAUGCUGGUAAGAAGAGAGAUUCAGCUUCUGAUUUGGUGGAUAUUGACGAUGCAGAAAGUAAUGUAAAUGAAAGCUCAGUAAACCACAGUAAAACAACUGCUGGUAAGAAGAGAGAUUCAGCUUCUAACCUGGUGGAUAUUGACGAUGCAGAAGGCAGUACAAAUGAAUGCACAGUGAAACGCAGUAAAACGACUGCAAAUGCUGAUAAGAAGAAAGAGAGGGGUUCUGCUGUGGUGAUUAUAGACGGUAAUGAAAAUGAACGAAAAGAAGUUCUCAGUAAAAGGAAUCCAACUGGUAAGAGGAACAAUGAUGUAGCUUCCACUGUGGUAAAUAUUGACGAUGUGGAUGACAGUUUAGAUGAGCAAAAGGAUGUUAUCAGUAAAAGGAAUGCAACUAGUAAGAGGAACAGUGAUAUGGAAUCCAAUGUGGUAAAUAUUGAUGAUGUGGAUGACAGUUCAGAUGAGCAAAAGGACGUUCUCAAUAGAAGGAAUGCAACCGGUAAGAGAAAUAGUGAUGCAGAAUCUGAUGUGGUAAACAUUGAAGAUGUGGACGAUAAUGCUGGCAAGUGCGAAGGAAGUCCCAAGAAUGCGAAUCCAGUGGCCCGGAAGGAGUCUGCUAUAUUUACAGAUGUCAUAGAUGUCGACGAAGGAGACAGCGAUGUUGAAUUAAUCGAAACAGAAGCUCAAUCGGGACCUGAUGUGAUGGUUGUCUGUGAACAAAAAAGGAAGGUUUUCCCCAAAGAAGAGUCACAACGACAUGAACGGAGGCUGCUUGUUGAUGACGUUCCAUGCAGCCUGCCAAAAUCAGUUCUCAGAACAUAUUUUGGAAAAUUCGGAAGGGUAGAGCAAAUAAAAAUACUACCAAUGCCCUCCAGGAGAUCACAGCGAUAUGCUGUAAUGGAAUUCAAUACAAGACAAGCAGUGGAUGCCAUCCAAGCAGCCCGACCACAUGUGGUGGAGUCUGGAGUCGAGUUUGUUACUUACCGUGGCAGUUCAAGAGAUGUUGACACUUCGUUAAACACAAGACUGAAGGACAGGAUCAUAGUGAAAGUACAAAAAGAUAAUGGGAAGUUAACUGCAGAUGACAUAAAGCAGUAUUUUGCAAACUACGGCCAUGUAUAUCACAUAGAACGAGUGAUACUUAGUGGAGUAGAGAGCGCGUGUUCCAUGUACGUAGUCAGCUUCGAGGACUACGACUGUGCCGACGUGGCUUGCUUAAACAGUCCACAUACAAUCAAAGGUGUGGAGAACAUAACCUGUGAAAAGAUAGAAGACGACGAACUCCUCUUGUCGGGGACAGAGAUGGACCCCAUUUGCAUCGAGUACGACAGCGAUGUGGAGGAGGUUCCAGUCGACAACCCCAAGACGGAGCCAUCUUUUACACGGCAGAGUGAGAAGCUGAAAAGCCUGGACGAACCAUCCACGAGUGGCUUACAGUCCAGUGGAGGGAAGAGACUGUCGGGUGAAGGGGCCGAUGUGUCUCGCAAGAAGUUUUGUGGUUACAAUACAUUCGAGAGGAACGUACGCACACCACAGAAUACUACAGUGGCGAAUCCGAUCCCGAGUGUUUCACACAUACCGGGAACACGGACGCCCACAGUUACGAACGGUAGGUACGGAUUUUACGCGCCACAGGGCGGCGGCAGUAACGGCGGCCAAGGUAGCGGCACGAAUUCGUGGCACACGCAGGGAGCGCCGGGCAGGCCGUUCUACAGAAACCCGGUGCAGAGGCCGCUGCAGAGCGCCACCCCGGCCGCGACGGCGGGCUCGCCGCGCUAA